AUGGUCCUUCCGAAGAGCAAAAACAGCGUGGGGCUGGGCAACAGCCUCAUGAAUGAUCGUUUCGGACGAGGCAAAGGUUCGGACCGCAAGAAAGUGUCUCAACAAGGAGUAGUUAGGACAGACCACACAACAGGCCAAACAUAUGUAACAAAUGCUGCAAAGGAAGCAUCAUGGGUGAAAAUGCGCAGCGUUACCGAACAGGGUGCCCUCGACGAAUUUCUUUCUACCGCCGAACUGGCUGGCACAGACUUCACCGCGGAGAAGAUGAAUAACGUCAAAAUUAUCCAUUCGGACCAAAGAAACCCUUAUCUGUUGAGUGCGGCGGAGGAGAGGGGUGCGAGGAAGAAACAUGCUCAGAAUAAGGGAAGGUUGACGGUGCCCAGGAGGCCGAAAUGGGACGAGACAACAACCCCCCGGCAGCUUGACGAACAGGAAAGGGCGAGUCUGCUGGAAUGGAGACGGGGGCUUGCCGAACUUCAAGAGAAUGACGACUUGCUUAUGACACCGUUCGAGAGGAACAUUGAAGUAUGGCGACAACUGUGGCGAGUAAUCGAGCGGUCCGAUCUAGUGGUACAGAUUGUUGAUGCUCGGAACCCACUCCUAUUCCGAAGCGAAGACCUUGAGAAAUACGUCAAAGAGGUUGAUGCAAAAAAGCGAAAUUUGUUGCUGGUCAACAAGGCGGAUAUGAUGACUGAAGAGCAAAGAAGUGCAUGGGCGGACUAUUUCCACAAGCAAGGCAUCAAUUACAAAUUCUUCUCGGCUCACUUGGCCAAGGAGAUGAAUGAAGGAAGAGAUGCCCUGGAAGAGCUUGAUGCACGGCAGAUCCAGCAGCAGAUUGAUCGCACUUCGCCCGAGAAGGCGAUGGUGAAGAAUGUUCAAGAUCUAAACUUGAAGGACGAAGAGGGAGAAGAAUGGACCGACGAAGAGGAGGAUGGAGAGUCGGAAGGUAAAGAAUCACAGUUUGAAGGUCCAGAGGUCGGCUUGCGACUCGAAACUUCAGCCUCGUCACAUCCUGACACUCAAAUCCUCACUGUCGACGAGCUCGAAUCCCUCUUCCUCGAAAACAUUCCCAAGGAUUCCACAGCAGCUGACAGAAAGACGACCAUCGGCCUAGUUGGCUAUCCGAACGUUGGCAAGUCCUCCACCAUCAACGCCCUCCUCGGUUCCAAAAAAGUAUCCGUCUCCUCCACCCCUGGCAAGACAAAACACUUUCAGACAAUCCAUCUUUCAGACCGCGUCAUACUCUGCGACUGUCCCGGGUUAGUCUUUCCGAAUUUCGCAACCACAAAAGCCGAGCUGGUCUGCAAUGGCGUGUUGCCGAUCGAUCAAUUGAGAGAGUACACUGGUCCCGCCGGGCUCGUUGCGCAACGCAUUCCCCAAGCAUUUCUCGAAAACGUGUAUGGGAUGAAAAUUCACAACCGGCCCCUGGAGGAAGGUGGCACCGGCGUGCCCACCGCGUCAGAAAUGCUAAGGGCGUACGCUCGCGCAAGGGGAUUCGCUACAACGGGACCGGGAAGUCAACCAGACGAGUCACGCGCAGCGAGAUAUAUCUUGAAGGACUAUGUGAACGGGAAAUUGCUUUACUGCCAUCCUCCACCGUCGGGGGACCCGGAGACGGACACGGAGGCCUAUGGAAAAGAAUUCAAUGAGAAGCUGUACGAUUUCGCGCAUUUGCCUGCAAAGAGACAGGCUUGGUUGAUCGCGCACUCUGAAGAGUCAGGACUUGCAGAAGCGGAGGUCGAAGGACCAUCGAACCCACUCCUCCAGCACCGUGCACCCGCCGCCCCUGUGGAGAAGGGCACCAGGGCGAAGCAACUGGAUAAGGGCUUCUUCGGUCCCGGGUCCGGAAACGCAGGACAUCUGACUAUGCCCUUCAACCACCAAUACACGGAACAAGGAAAGCAGCAGCUACAGCAGAAGCAGCUGACGGGCCGCAAGGCGAAGAUGAUGGCGGCGCUGGAAAAGGACGUCGAUCCCGCCGAACUAAGGAUGAGCAACAACAACAACAAGAAGCACUUCAAGGGUGCGCGGAGGAAAGCCAGGGCCGUUAGGGCCGGUAAAGACGACGACGACGACGACUGA
Molecule: messenger RNA, 2082 nt
Organism: Cladophialophora bantiana CBS 173.52
Lineage: Eukaryota; Fungi; Ascomycota; Eurotiomycetes; Chaetothyriales; Herpotrichiellaceae
Exons: 1
Coding region: 1-2082 (693 amino acids)
Biological process (GO): ribosomal subunit export from nucleus
Cellular component (GO): cytosol
Molecular function (GO): GTP binding; GTPase activity
Source: RefSeq, a predicted model, not a curated record